Messenger RNA from Aplysia californica (California sea hare), 1241 nucleotides. RefSeq names its product myeloid-derived growth factor. Gene Ontology annotation, biological process: positive regulation of endothelial cell proliferation; positive regulation of angiogenesis. The transcript is spliced from 5 exons. Bases 176 to 679 code for a protein of 167 amino acids. NCBI's taxonomy places the organism in Eukaryota, Metazoa, Mollusca, Gastropoda, Aplysiida, Aplysiidae. The record is from RefSeq and is a predicted model, not a curated record.
GACCUCCACUGCCACUGCCUGCCACACGUAAGAUUUCGGUUGGAUCAAAUCUCAACAAGACUUCUACAGAAGUCAGCUGUGAAAACUCCCGUUCGGUUUGCAGUGUGUGAAGUGCAGAAUAAUUCAUACAAAAUAAAUACAUUUGUACAAAUAAAUUUCCAGAUCUGCUUUCAACAUGUUUUAUCAGCCUUCCUGUAUUUGGGGCUACGCCGUAGUGAGCGCUAUUCUUUCCAGUUGCUGUUUCCUUUUGGCAAGCAGUGCCGCAGAUGAGUCCAAGUAUCAAGAAAUUUUUUUCGUGAAGCCCGGUGCUGGGAAGCUAAGUGUCCAGGCUGAGGUGAAAAAAUAUCAGUGCAAAUUCUCCUAUGCUGCUCAAGGCGGAACACAUGAGGAAUGGCAACUUAGUCUUGAGCUUUUGGAUGGAGGGACUGCUGUGAUGUGCUCUAUUGAGAGAGGAGGUUCAUCAUCUUAUCUCUUCUUUGAGGAAUUCGAAGUAGAACUGACAGGUCCCAUGGUGUCAAUUACUGAAGUGGACUUGAAGAAUUCUCAAAGAGAUAACAAAGCCCUUGAAGCAGAGGAAUAUAAAAGGGAGAAGACAUCAGUUUCUAGUGUUACGGGAAAAUUCAAGAACCAUCUUGAGAAGGUUGCAGUCUACUCACCACUUUCCAGAGAUGAUCUUUAAUUCCAUUUUGUUUUUUAUUUUUCUCAAAACUUUUUUUUUCAACCAUUAGUGAUAUGGUAUGUCAUUAUUUAUUGUGGGAUUUUUCUUAUUUUUGGUUCUAUAGUACUAAUAGUAUAUUUUGGUCAAAUUAUUUGUGCCUUCAGCAUUUUCCUGAAUUGUUGCAUUUUGCUUUAGGGUUGUUGUUUUUUUUUCUGUUUUUUGAAUGGCAUGCACGUUUAUACCGGUUACAUUUGUAGAAGUAUUCUUAAAAAGCAAAAAGUAAUCUGCUAGUUGUACUUGUUCUGAGGUACUGUUCAGGGUCCCUGGUUUAAAACUUGAAUUAAGUAAUUAAGUGGAAAAAAAAAACCCAACCAUUUUUAAGCUUUAGCCUUUCUCUUUGGCCAGAGUGUAAUUUGUUUGACUUUGGCUGUUAGAAAUAUAUCUUGUACCUACUGAUGGGGUACAAAAUAUAACAAUAACAUAAAUAAGUACAGUACGGUCAUGUACAUCAACUUUCCUUAGUGUUUUCUAGAGUGUAACAAGAAGUUUCUGCUCAAAAAGUUACCUCAACUGAAAAAAAAAA